This is a messenger RNA of Ascochyta rabiei, 450 nucleotides long. RefSeq names its product Glutamate 5-kinase. The record is from RefSeq and is a predicted model, not a curated record. The coding region runs from base 1 to 450 and encodes 149 amino acids. The transcript is spliced from 2 exons. Gene Ontology annotation, cellular component: cytosol. NCBI's taxonomy places the organism in Eukaryota, Fungi, Ascomycota, Dothideomycetes, Pleosporales, Didymellaceae. Gene Ontology annotation, molecular function: glutamate 5-kinase activity.
AUGGUUCAGGCAUCUUUCCUAUUCCUACUCACCGACGUGGACUCGCUGUAUGCAACUAACCCUAAGCAUGAUCCUCAUGCUGAAAGCAUUGCUUUUGUCACUUCUGUAAGCUCGUUGAGAAAGAACAUCGAUUCCGAUCUCGGUGCCGGCACACCAAACGGAACUGGUGGAAUGGAAACUAAGCUGCGUGCAGCAGAGAUUGCAUCGGCGGCUGGGUUCUUCACCGUCAUUGCCUCUUCGGCGAAACCAGGAAUUGUUACGGAGAUACUUGAGUACUACAAAACCCAGCGCUUGCUGUCGGGGGGGACCGAAUUCAAAUCCCUCCCGGAUGACUCCAGUGAGAGUGAAGAUGAUGCGCGUCCACCGCAUACUAUCUUUCUGCCGAAUACCAAUGCCCAGUUUGCUCCUCCUUUCGCAGUGGGUGAGGCUCUGACGCCAUCAUCUUUAUGA